UUACUCCGCCUGACUGCGGUGUCAGACUCAGGUCAUUGCCUUUACCUGACAGGAACCAUAACAGCACCAGCAUGGCGGCCCGUUUUCUCCUCCGAACCUGCUCUUCCAGAGCCCUGCAGCUCCGUGGGAUCUCCGCGGGGAGACCGCUGCGUGCCGUGGCUACGGGAGGAAUACCAACAGAUGAUGAACAGGCCACUGGGCUGGAGCGACGCACCCUGCAGGCCCUCAAACAGGGAAAAGACCCCUACAGCAUCCUGAAGCCCAAACAGUACACCGGUACCAAGGAAGACCCUCACAUUGUCCCUGGUAUUGGAAACAAGAGGAUGGUCGGCUGUCUCUGCGAGGAGGACAACACGGCUAUAGUGUGGUUCUGGCUCCAUGAGGGAGAGCCCCAGCGGUGUCCUUCAUGCGGGUCUCACUACAAGCUGGUGCAUCAUGAACUGCCCCAUUAAAUGGGGCCAAAUGCUCCGAGCCGCUCCUGCUUUUAGUGGAAAGUGUGCUCAUCAUUCAACAUGUACAGUUUGUCAUUAAAACAU
Molecule: messenger RNA, 536 nt
Organism: Cyprinodon variegatus (sheepshead minnow)
Lineage: Eukaryota; Metazoa; Chordata; Actinopteri; Cyprinodontiformes; Cyprinodontidae
Product: cytochrome c oxidase subunit 5B, mitochondrial-like
Exons: 4
Coding region: 72-452 (126 amino acids)
Biological process (GO): mitochondrial electron transport, cytochrome c to oxygen
Cellular component (GO): mitochondrial envelope
Source: RefSeq, a predicted model, not a curated record